AUGAGCUACUCUGAGUUGUAUGAAGACAUUUUCCGUACAUUCCAGUUUUUGCCAAGUGAUAUUAUUGAGCUUCAGUAUGCAGUUCCAGGUUGUGAAGUUUGUUUUCUUCGUAACGAUCGUGAUUUCCAGAUGCUGUUUUGCUCUGCUAGAAUACAUAGGUUAGAGUGUGUCGAUAUUUCAGUUUUAAAGAUUGGGGGAGGUUGUAGGAGAUCUUGUUCGGUGGAUAGUGGUUCGGAAGUUAUUGAUGAAGAUGAUUAUUUGGGUGAUGCAUUCAGGACUGAAGUUCACAAGACGUAUUUGUCUGAUGAGUGGAGUUCUUAUAUUCAUCAGGUCGGGGAUAAGUUUCAUGGUGCUGCUGAGCUUCGUGAGAAGCUCAGGAAGUAUGCAAUUGCAGUUGGUUUCGAGUUUGUAUUCCUGAGAAAUGAUUUGGAUUGUAUUCAUGCGGUCUGUGUAAAUGUUGGAACCAAAGGUUGUGAUUGGCAUCUUCGUGCUUUUUCAUCAUCUGCCAAUGGUUACCUUUAUAUAACAGAGUUGAAUAAUAUUCACACUUGCAAGGGUGUAGUUAGGACUCAAAAGCACAAGCUUUUGGGAUCCAAGGUUGUCAAGACUUGCAUUGCUGCUGAUGUUAGCUAUAAUCUUUCAUUGAAGCCAAGGGAGAUUAUGAGCAAGUUCAAAUCAACAUAUGGGUUUGAUAUUUCCUACAAGGUUGCCUUGAAAGCAAAGCAUCGGGCUAAGGAAGCGAUUUAUGGUUCCGAUGCAGACACGUUCAGCAAGUUAUCUUGGUAUAAGGAAGCUGUUUUGCAUAGGCUUUUCGUAGCUUACGGAGGUUGUGUAGAAGGCUUCCAAUUCUGUUUGCCUGUGUUGUAUGUUGAUGGAACGUUUGGUAAAAGCAUUUCCAAGGGUCAGAUUCUUUCUGCAACUGGGAGGAAUGGAAAUCAAGGUUUCUACCCUCUAGCCAUAUGUUUUUGUGAUUCUGAGACAGAUGCAAACUGGACAUUCUUUUUCAAGCAUUUGAAGAGUCUGCUUCAACCUCAAGGAAGAGUUAUCACAUUUAUUAGUGAUCGGGGUGUUGGAUUGUUGAGUGCCUUCGAUAAGGUAUUUACUGGUAAUCCUCAUCUGUUUUGUUACAAGCACUUGGUGGCGAACCUUGCCGGUAAAUAUAGGGGUAAAGGUAAUUCAAAAUUGAUAGAAGAUGUUAAGCAGAAGUUUUUUAAGGUUGCAUAUUCCUCUACUGAGAAGGAAUACCGUUUCAAUUUGCGGUUGCUUAGAGCAGUUGGUGGUGCCGAUAUUAUUGACCCCUUUCUUGCUGAAUUGCCUGUGGAAAAUUGGUGCCGUGCAUUUUAUACUAGCUGUUGA
Molecule: messenger RNA, 1356 nt
Organism: Rosa chinensis
Lineage: Eukaryota; Viridiplantae; Streptophyta; Magnoliopsida; Rosales; Rosaceae
Exons: 3
Coding region: 1-1356 (451 amino acids)
Source: RefSeq, a predicted model, not a curated record